AUGAUUCAGGGCACAAGGUUGUCAUGGCGGGGUCAGACCGCCCUGGAGUGCCUAAAGGUGUUUAAUGGCAUCCCACCACCCUACGACAAGAAAAAGCGGAUGGUGGUGCCUGCGGCCCUCAAGGUUGUGCGCCUGAAGCCCACGAGGAAGUUUGCUUACCUGGGACGCCUGGCUCACGAGGUUGGCUGGAAGUACCAGGCGGUGACGGCCACGCUGGAGGAGAAGCGGAAGGAGAAGGCCAAGAUGCAUUACUGCAAGAAGCAGCAGCUGAUGAGGCUACGGAAACAGGCCGAAAAGAACGUGGAGAAGAUCAACAAGUUCAUAGAGGCCCUCAAGACCCACGGCCUCCUGGUCUGAGUCCAAUAAAGACUUUGUUGCUCA
This is a messenger RNA of Ochotona princeps (American pika), 381 nucleotides long. RefSeq names its product putative ribosomal protein uL13-like. Gene Ontology annotation, molecular function: structural constituent of ribosome; mRNA binding. Gene Ontology annotation, cellular component: ribosome; cytosolic large ribosomal subunit. Gene Ontology annotation, biological process: translation; negative regulation of translation. The coding region runs from base 1 to 357 and encodes 118 amino acids. The record is from RefSeq and is a predicted model, not a curated record. Lineage: Eukaryota; Metazoa; Chordata; Mammalia; Lagomorpha; Ochotonidae. The transcript has a single exon.